AUGGUCGCGACUAUGCAGGAACACUAUGAAGCUAUGCUGAGGGAGGCCUCGGCCAGACUGGACGGUACUCGGGACCAGCUGGAGGCGAUUGAGGAGGAGCGCCGUCGUCUAGAAGCGGGCUUGCAGGCUUCAGUGAAGCAUAGUGAGAAGGCUAAAUUGAAGCACGAGGCGGCUCUGGCAAAGGACCUCAAGCUGCUCGAGGCCGACAUGGAGAAGAGGAACAGACGAUUGAAGACUCUCGAGGAGAAUCUCACUAAAAGCGAGCAGGAGGGGCAGGAGGCGCAUAAGCUGGUGGAAGAGCUCCAGCGAGAGAAGGAGGAGUUGUUGUAA
Messenger RNA from Perkinsus marinus ATCC 50983, 330 nucleotides. RefSeq names its product Tropomyosin, putative. Lineage: Eukaryota; Perkinsozoa; Perkinsida; Perkinsidae. The transcript is spliced from 3 exons. Bases 1 to 330 code for a protein of 109 amino acids. The record is from RefSeq and is a predicted model, not a curated record.